Messenger RNA from Schistosoma rodhaini, 1215 nucleotides. Lineage: Eukaryota; Metazoa; Platyhelminthes; Trematoda; Strigeidida; Schistosomatidae. The record is from the annotation of a GenBank genome assembly.
AUGAUGGAUAUAAUCCAGGAUCAUGAACUUGCCUGUCGGUCAACGACGUCUCAUAUGAAGAAGCGAAUACAUCGAUCUGUCGGUUGUUUUGGAUUUAGAUCAAUUCAUCCUUUUUCCAACUCAGUGAUUACCAGUAAAAAGCUGCAAUCCGAAAAUCCUCCUGUUCAGAACUCUUAUCCAGACUCCAAAACAUGUAACAAAGGACGAGAUUCACCAGCAUCUAGUGAUCAUGACUUAAUGUUAUGUACUGUAGUCAAAGAAAAUGAUGUCUCCUCAUGUUCCACUUCUCAAGUAACCACUACUAGAGCGCACAAUAAUAAUUUAUCACACAAAAAAUCUAGCAAUGUUGAAGAGAAUGAAGAAUAUUUAGUGUUUGGUGGUAAAGUUUUUAAACCUUGUGCCCCACAUAUUUCUAAUGUCAGAAAAGAACCGAUGAAAUUCCAACCUCGUAUACCCAGUCCUUCCGAUAAUAAAAACGUACAUGAAUCGUUGCAAAGAAAGUUUACCCUUAACUACUCAUCUGUUUCAACAUUGAAGCGCAACUCUUCUGAAACAAGAACAACUGAUGAUUUCGACUCACGGUUCAAAAAACAAUUAAAUAAUGGUAGUAGACAUUGUGACCUAAAUGAUGGUGUAUCAGAUAUUCACAACUACUUACUGAAUUCUCCAUCUUGUACAAAUUUACUAAACUCUGUGACUGCUAAAUGUUCAGAUAAAAAGUUGAUUUCCAAGACUUACCGUCUUGGAAUUCCUACACAAAGACCAAAUCAUCCUCCAAACCGUUCUUCAUCCUUUAUGGAAUCAAAUUCAAUGAAAAUUUUUAAUGAUUCUUUGCGUCCUGAAUUAAAGCAUCCAUCUAGUUUCCUAUUUGCUAAUGAACAAAGAGAAAUGGUUGAGGAAUUACAAGCAACAAGAAUUAUUCUUUUGAAACUGAAACGUUUAUUAAUUGAGACUCCGAUUUCGGAAAAUAGUCUUUAUCCCUCGACUUCCAAACCAAUAAAUGUAUGUAACGACUCGUUGCAAUCCCUCAACUUUACAAUGUGUCAUUGUGAUGUAAAUCGAAAUCGAUUUCUACUUGUUCCUUCAGUUACCGAAGAUAAUCGACUAAUACCCUCUCUCUGUAACAAACCAAUCAAUAGGACUGGUCUUGAAGAGCUUAUUGAUAGUCUCGCACAGCUUCACUUUGAAAAGUCAGAAAUUCUAUGCGCUACCUAA